Vicia faba (fava bean) is the source of this 1950-nucleotide messenger RNA. Lineage: Eukaryota; Viridiplantae; Streptophyta; Magnoliopsida; Fabales; Fabaceae. The record is from the annotation of a GenBank genome assembly.
AUGAAUCCACCAGGAACCAUCGUUUUCAACACCGUAGGAAGAACACAAUACGGUUUCGAUGUUUUCUACACAGACCUCAAAAACCAUUCCAACGAUCACAUCCUCACCGAUGGUAUCUCAAUUAAUUUCAACGCCCAAUUCACCGAUAACAAACAAACCAUUGCAUUCGUCUCAGAAAGAACCGGUUCGCCCCGUUUUUACCUAUCCCGACCUGAAAAUAAACCCGAACUCCUCCCUUCUAUUCCUAACACACCCUUCCAAGACCGCCCCACAAUUAAAAACGGUAAAAUCUACUUCUCCUCAACGCACGUUCAACCAAACGCGCUUUUCAAAAGCUGGUCUGCUGUUUACUCCACCGCCAUCGACGGCACCGGAGCUCUCACGAGGCUUACACCUCAAGGCGUUGUUGAUUACAGUCCUGCCGUAUCGAUAACCGGAAAGUUUAUUGCAGUUGCUUCAUACGGUUCUCGUCGCUGGGAUGGCGAUUUUCGUGAGCUUCAAACGGACAUCGUCGUGUUCGAAGACUCCGUCCCGGAGAACCGUGUAGUGGUAAGCGAACACGGUGGUUGGCCGACGUGGUUAGGAGAUUCAACUAUAUUCUUCCACAGAAUCGCCGAUGACGGCUGGUGGAGCAUCUUUCGAAUCGACUUACAUGACUUCAAUUUAACCGGAUCUCAAUCUCAACAAACACCGAUUCGAAUCACACCACCUGGUGUACACUGUUUCACCCCCGCCGCAUUGCAAAACGGUAACUAUAUCGCCGUCGCAACUCGCCGGAAAGAAAGCGAUUUCCGUCACAUCGAGAUUUUCGAUCUAGAAACACAGACAUUUCAAAAAAUAACAGAAGCAAUAAACCCUAACUUCCAUCACUAUAAUCCAUUCGUCUCUCCUGAUUCUUGCUACCUCGGUUACCACCGAUUCAGAGGCGAGUCAACUCAGAGCACUCAGGGCGAGUCAACAUACCCACACCUCGACCCUGUGAUAUCUCUGGUUGAUAACAUACGGUUACUAAGAUUAAACGGUGCGUUUCCAAGCUUCUCACCGGAUGGCGAUUUCAUCGCAUUCAAUCACGUUCUCGCAGAAGCAAACGGUGGCGUUAAGAUCAUAAGAUCCAACGGUUCAAAACGAUGGGGUUUAUUAAAAGGAAAAAUAUGCUUCGGUAACGCAUGGAGUCCAACGGAGAAGAACGUUAUAUACACAUCAAUCGGUCCAACAUUCGAGUCAGUUACAAAAACGGUUCAAAUCGGACGUGUGGAGUUCGACCCGGUUGACCUGACUGACGACCGUGAAGAGAUUCCGUUUACGUUAACGAUUCUUACAAAAUAUGAUUCUGGAAAUAAUGCGUUUCCGUCAUGUUCACCGGAUGGGAAGUUUGUAGUGUUUCGUUCUGGUAGGUCGGGGUUUAAGAAUUUGUAUAUAGUUGAUGCAGUUAACGGAGAGAUUAACGGAGGGUUGAGGAGGUUAACGGAAGGGGAAUGGAUUGAUACAAUGCCGAGUUGGUCACCGAGAGGUGAUUUGAUAGCGUUUUCAUCGAAUAGGCACGAUGCUGGGAACAGUGAGGUGUUUGGGAUUUAUGUGGUGAAUGUUGAUGGGAGUGGUUUGAGGAGGGUUGAGAUUGGGGGAAGUAUGGAUGGAAUGAGGGAGAGGUUGAAUCAUGUUUGUUUUAGUGGGGAUGGUGAGUGGUUGUUGUUUACGGGGAAUUUGGGUGGUGUGACGGCGGAGCCGGUGGGGUUGCCGAAUCAGUUUCAGCCGUAUGGGGAUUUGUUUGUGGUGAAGUUGGAUGGGAGUGGGUUGAGGAGGCUGACGUGUAAUGCGUAUGAGAACGGGACGCCUACGUGGUAUCAUGGGGAGUUGUUGUUGUCGGAUAGUGGUGGUGAUGAGGAGGAUGGUGAUUGGGAUAAGUUGAAAGGGGAGUUUCAAGAACCGCUGUGGAUUACGUGUGACAAUUGA